UCCAAAGAUCGAGGACCGAACACCACCAACGCGUUCAAUUCAAUAGUUUCUUUGUCCCCUCUGCCAGAUAUGAAAUGCAGAAUGUAUCAACACAGCUAAAACAGAAGGCUUUCGGCUUCUUUUCUCUCUAUACAACAACGACAACAAUAAAGAGAGGAGAGAACAAUCCAUUAUUAGAUACGUUUUCAUAAUAAUAUUGAUAAAAAAAAAAAAAGAGCAAUGGGGGUGCAGGAAAAUGGAAAUGGGAUGGGUGACAAGAACAAGUACAGGAGGUUUGAUUCCGAUGCUGAAAUGGAUCUGAUAUAUUCCAACGAACGUCAAUGUCAAGAGGGUGUUCUUAACAGGAAAUAUCUGACAGAGAAAUAUGUGUUUGCCUGUUCCGUUUUUGCCUCUCUUAAUUCUGUGCUUAUGGGCUAUGAUGUGGGUGUCAUAAGUGGAGCAAUUUUGUUCAUUCAAGAAGAUCUAAAGAUAUCAGAGGUACAAGAAGAAGUUCUUGUUGGAAUUUUAAGCAUAAUUUCACUUUUGGGUAGUUUAGCUGGAGGUAAAACAUCCGAUGCCAUCGGUCGAAAGUGGACAAUAGCCUUAGCAGCCAUUGUGUUUCAGGCAGGAGCAGCUAUAAUGGCUCUUGCCCCUUCUUUUUCAAUACUGAUGAUAGGCAGAAUCUUUGCUGGCAUAGGGAUAGGCUUUGGGGUGAUGAUUGCGCCAGUGUACAUAGCAGAGAUAUCACCCACUGUUGCCAGAGGACGUUUUACCUCUUUCCCUGAAAUUUUUAUAAAUAUAGGAAUACUUUUAGGAUAUGUUUCUAACUAUGUUUUUUCAGGACUUCCAGUACAUAUAAACUGGAGGAUAAUGCUCGCUGUAGGAAUCCUUCCCUCAGUCUUUAUUGGGUUUUCACUUUUUGUGAUUCCUGAAUCCCCAAGGUGGUUAGUGAUGCAGAAUAGGAUUGAAGAAGCAAGAUUAGUGUUGUCAAAGACAAAUGAAACUGAAAGUGAAGUGGAGGAAAGAUUGGCAGAGAUAAAAUUGGCUGCAGAGACUGCUAAUGCAGAAAAGUGUGAAGCAAAAGCUGUGUGGCGUGAAAUAAUAAAUCCUUCUCCUGCAGUUCGACGAAUGCUUAUCACUGGCUGCGGAAUCCAAUUUUUCCAACAAAUUACAGGUAUUGAUGCAACAGUGUACUAUAGCCCCACAAUCUUUAAGGAUGCCGGGAUCAAGGACAACACUCAACUUCUUGCUGCAACUGUUGCUGUUGGGUUUACCAAAACAAUGUUCAUUUUGGUAGCUAUAUUUCUUAUUGACAAAGCAGGCAGAAGACCUUUACUUUUUGUGAGCACAGUUGGGAUGAGCAUCAGCUUACUUGGUCUGAGUCUCUCUCUAAUGUUUUUAGGAGGUGGAAAACUUGGGAUUGGAUUGGCAAUUUUGUCAGUUUGUUGUAAUGUAGCUUUCUUCUCUAUAGGACUCGGACCUGUUUGUUGGGUUGUGUCGUCUGAAAUCUUCACUCUAAGACUUCGAGCUCAGGCAGCUGCACUUGGGGCAGUUGGAAGCAGGCUUAGUAGUGGUAUGGUUUCUAUGUCUUUCCUCUCAGUGUCUCGUGCAAUCACAGUAGGAGGGACUUUCUUCAUCUUUUCUGUGAUUUCAGCUGUUUCUGUUGUUUUUGUCCAUACAUGCAUACCAGAAACAAAAGGAAAGUCUUUGGAGGAAAUUGAGAUGAUAUUUGAAAAUGAGGGAGAGUGGCAAGGAGGUGAGGUAGAAUUGGGUGAUUUAGAACAAUUGGUACAGAAAGAAUGAGCUAGUAGAAAGCUUGGAUACAUGUUUUAGUGGUAAUCCACAAACUUAGAUAUAGGAGCAUGUUAUUGAAAUAGAUUUAGUUAGUGGUUAUUUUACAGACAAUGCGGCUAUACACAGUCUAAAACAAUUAAGGAUUCAUUAGGAACAGCUAAGUUUAUCAUAAAUGAUAGCUAUACUCUGAUUGGACUAGUAUACAAACAUAUGAGAGUUACAGUAGAGAACAGUAUGCUGUUUUUGGUACUGGCUUGAAUUUGCAGAAACUGUAUGUAAUAUAACUGCUAAAUUGAUAUUUGGUUUUGUGAAGGUGGAAAUAUACAGAGUCUUGGUAUUUGGUUUUGUGAAGUUGAUAUUGUAUUGUAGGGAUAAUGUACAGUCUCUUUUUCUCCUACUCAUGGGAAUCUUUAGAACCAUCCAGGCAUCCACAGAGCUUAGGAGGGAAUAUACUGGAGGAAGGCAAAUGUAUCAUAGUGAAAUGCUAUACUGAAUACAGUAUCUGUAACUCUAGAAGAAAAAAGAGCUCCUUUCUGCUUGUUGAAUCCCUGAGAUUUUGAAUCCCUCUCUCUUUAUACAUGUAUUAUACUAAUUCAUGUUGGCGACUUUUCGAUGUUUUUAUAGGUUGAACAUACACAGUGAUAUAGAAGAGAUUAUUACAUUGUAUAUGGUAAAUUUAAAUGCUAAAUUAGUAAUAGA
This is a messenger RNA of Jatropha curcas, 2472 nucleotides long. RefSeq names its product putative polyol transporter 4. Gene Ontology annotation, cellular component: membrane. The record is from RefSeq and is a predicted model, not a curated record. Gene Ontology annotation, biological process: transmembrane transport. Lineage: Eukaryota; Viridiplantae; Streptophyta; Magnoliopsida; Malpighiales; Euphorbiaceae. Gene Ontology annotation, molecular function: transmembrane transporter activity.